Messenger RNA from Misgurnus anguillicaudatus (oriental weatherfish), 1305 nucleotides. It is a transcript of the gene s100b, whose product is annotated as S100 calcium binding protein, beta (neural). Gene Ontology annotation, biological process: positive regulation of canonical NF-kappaB signal transduction; positive regulation of cell population proliferation. Gene Ontology annotation, molecular function: calcium-dependent protein binding; RAGE receptor binding; S100 protein binding. The record is from RefSeq and is a predicted model, not a curated record. NCBI's taxonomy places the organism in Eukaryota, Metazoa, Chordata, Actinopteri, Cypriniformes, Cobitidae. Gene Ontology annotation, cellular component: cytoplasm; nucleus.
AAGCAACAGCCCCCACCAUUACAGACCUAUAAAUGUGUCUUCUCGCACUGUUCUCGAAAGCCCCAUUCUGACUUUCUUUCCUUGCUGAAAUCACUAAACGCUACGUAAAGAUGUCAGACCUGGAGACCUGCUUGGGAACCAUCAUUGAGGUCUUCCAUAAAUAUUCAUCAAAAGAAGGUGACAUAUACAAAUUAAAGAAAAGUGAACUCAAGGAAUUGCUCACGAACGAAUUUCCAUCCCUUCUUGAGCAUGUGAAAGAUCAAGCUACAAUGGACAGUUUGAUGGAAAGCUUGGAUACCGACGGCGACUCGGAAUGUGACUUUCAGGAGUUUAUGACCUUCAUCACCAUGGUUACCAUCUGUGGCCACGAGUUUUUCAAACACCAUGAGGACGAAUAAGCCGAAUUCAGCACUUUUAAAACUAUAAUCCGAAUGUCGUAGCUUAAUAAAUCGUAAUAAAUUCCUUUUCAUUAAUUUUGGAUUGUUAUUCAUAUCAUGUUAGACUUGGGGGUUCGUUCAUAGCUUGUUUGACAACUUUAUUUGGGACGUUUUGUUCAAAUGCGCAGUGACAUAAAAUCAAUUAUUAUUAAUUUAUUACGAGUUUUGUUAUAUGUUAAAAAAAGUUUUUUUCCAGAACAUUCCCAGAAUUCGUUGAGCGAAAUGCAAACCAGAUCUGGCGCACUUGUCGUUUCGAUUCCAGGCUGAUUGUGAAAUGUAUUUCUGAUUAGUCUCGCGCUAUUAGGCUACUAUCGGAUUGUUCUGGGCCUUUAGACUGCUAUAAAGCUAUGAACCGACUCAUUUUAUUUUUUGAGUAUCUGGUUGGAUGUUUAUCAUCAUUUAUAAAUGACAUAGUUCCCAAACAAUCACUUUAAAGACUUUCUGCACUUUACACAAAGUUGAAUUUGUUGUUUUUUUAUUUUAAGUAUAUGUAAUAUGCCAUCUAACAGUUUCAACCAUUGAGCCUCCCAGACAGCAGAUGACGCCGGGCCGGAUCCGCAAUGGGGGUGCUGACUUCAGUGCGGAUCCGGCCCGGAGUCGUCCGAUGGCUGGGCUAAUUCGUGAAACAUGCGCCAAAUGGUUUUCUGUGCAAGUCGAUCAUAAAUCAAUUCUUAUGUGUUAUUGUUUUAAACUGUGUAUUUAUGUAAAAAUACAUUCAGCUUAUGAAAAAGGCUCAGUGUUUCCCUACAAGACAAAACGUCUUAUACAAAAGUUAAACAAAUUUCAAGUUUUGCAAGUAUUCAACCUGAAUGUUAGAACUGUGUGGAAUGAAAAUUAGCCGAAUAAAAUUGUGAACAAAAAAAUUUAA